UGGAAGUGUGACUGACUCUACCAGGGCAUUCGUUCUUACAUGCAGGUCUUUCUUCCUAUCAAGCUCUGUUUAUUUAUCUGUCCAAUGCAGCGCACUGAUAAGAUCGCACAGCUUGCAAUUCUACUCUGUCAUCUGAAUUCAACGGCAGCUGUCUUUACUCUGGUCCCUGCAAGAUGCCAGCAGCCCUUGCAGAGAACAGCCAGGUUAUCUGUGAAGUAUGGGCCAACAAUCUGGAAGAAGAGAUGAGGAAAAUUCGAGAGAUUGUUCUAAGUUACAGCUACAUUGCAAUGGACACAGAGUUUCCUGGAGUUGUUGUAAGGCCAAUUGGUGAAUUCCGCAGUUCCAUAGACUAUCAGUACCAGCUCCUUCGGUGUAAUGUUGACCUUCUGAAGAUUAUCCAGCUGGGCCUGACUUUCACAAAUGAGAAAGGAGAAUAUCCUUCCGGCAUCAACACAUGGCAGUUUAACUUCAAAUUCAACCUGACGGAGGACAUGUACUCUCAGGAUUCCAUAGACCUCCUUGCCAGCUCUGGGCUGCAGUUCCAGAAGCACGAAGAAGAAGGGAUCGAUACCCUGCAUUUUGCCGAGUUGCUUAUGACAUCUGGGGUCGUCCUUAGUGACAGUGUGAAAUGGCUGUCCUUCCACAGUGGUUAUGACUUUGGCUACAUGGUGAAGUUGUUGACAGAUUCCAGGUUACCAGAAGAGGAACAUGAGUUUUUCCAUAUCUUGAACCUUUUCUUCCCAUCUAUCUACGAUGUAAAGUAUUUAAUGAAGAGCUGCAAAAACCUCAAGGGUGGCCUUCAAGAAGUGGCAGACCAGCUGGAUUUGCAACGAAUUGGCCGACAACACCAGGCAGGAUCGGACUCUCUUCUCACAGGAAUGGCUUUCUUCAGAAUGAAGGAGUUGUUUUUUGAGGAUACAAUUGAUGAUGCAAAGUAUUGUGGGCGGCUGUAUGGCCUCGGCACGGGAGUGGCUCAGAAACAAAACGAAGAUGUGGACUCAGCCCAGGAGAAAAUGAGCAUUUUGGCUAUUAUCAACAACAUGCAGCCAUGAUAAGCAGUACCCCUCAGCAUAACAUGGUUACCAUAUUGGCAGCUGCUGUCCUCAACCAUUUUCCCUGAUAGUGUUUCAUACAAAAGGCAUCUACAGCCUGCAGAAGGCCUGCAGUUUUGCUGAGGAGCUGCAUCUUCAUUUGAAACCCAGAAGAGUUGACUGAAUUCCUAAUGCCAGCAUUUGUGGUUUGCCAUCUUUUUAAUACCAAGGGCAAAAGACAGAACCUACUGUGUAUACCUCUGGUUUUUUUCCUCUUUAUACUGUACAGAAUCUGCAAGGAAGACUUAAUGGUAGAAUAUUCAGUAGAGCUAAGGGUCUGGAAAUCCAGUAAAAAUGGACACAGACAUGCACACAAAUUUGCAAAUUGUGCUUUAUAAAGCUUAUUUUAAAACUUCUGCAUGUUGUGAGGGUGACUGCUUCACCUCAUGUUUCGCUUAUUUUAUCUUUGUGUAGUCUGUGGAAAUUGCUCCCUUUGAUCACUGCAGAGGUUUGGGAAUGGAUGACAUUAAAAAUGAUCCUUGCAGCUAAAAAUAUUCAGAGAUUUGAUUUAACAACAGUGGGAAUGGAUAUUACUAGAGCUGAUUUGAUCAGCACUCCGUAGUUUCUAAUUCUGUAAGGUACAGGUUGGACCCAUACUGAGCCUCAGCUUAG
Antrostomus carolinensis (chuck-will's-widow) is the source of this 1703-nucleotide messenger RNA. It is a transcript of the gene CNOT8, whose product is annotated as CCR4-NOT transcription complex subunit 8. NCBI's taxonomy places the organism in Eukaryota, Metazoa, Chordata, Aves, Caprimulgiformes, Caprimulgidae. Gene Ontology annotation, molecular function: poly(A)-specific ribonuclease activity; nucleic acid binding. Gene Ontology annotation, cellular component: CCR4-NOT complex. The transcript has 6 exons. The record is from RefSeq and is a predicted model, not a curated record. The coding region runs from base 174 to 1052 and encodes 292 amino acids.